Messenger RNA from Drosophila innubila, 1887 nucleotides. RefSeq names its product sodium-dependent dopamine transporter-like. The record is from RefSeq and is a predicted model, not a curated record. Gene Ontology annotation, cellular component: membrane. Gene Ontology annotation, biological process: sodium ion transmembrane transport. The coding region runs from base 1 to 1794 and encodes 597 amino acids. The transcript has 10 exons. NCBI's taxonomy places the organism in Eukaryota, Metazoa, Arthropoda, Insecta, Diptera, Drosophilidae.
AUGGUCUAUGAGUCGUCCUACGAGACAGGUCAAAAGCCAUUCACUUCUGAUCUGCAACGCGGAAAAUGGGAAAAACCUACGGACUUUAUUUUCGCAUGCUGUGGCUUGGCCCUCAAGUUAGAUAUAUUUGUGAUUUCAUAUUGGCUCUUCUUCGACAUGGGCUUAUUUGGCAUAUUACCGUACUAUUUCUAUAUGGCAGUAUAUAUGGUGCCACUUUUGGUCAUCCAUUCCUUUAUGGGUCAGUUCUCAAGCAGCGGCUUUAUCUCCGCCUUUCGUCUAUCGCCGUUCUUUAAAGGUAUGGGCUAUGUGAGUGUCUUCUUGAGCAUUGCAAGUCUGCUCUUUUAUUCCAUCUUUUCGAUCGUUCCUCUCGUUUUCAUACUACAUUCCCUGCGACCAACUAUGCCCUGGAGUUGCGAGGGAUUGGGAAACGUGGGAAACCUAACGACUAUGUGUAAUAUGAAUAUUUCGGAAUCGGACGCCAUUUCAACGCUCGCGAAUGAAACCGAUUUCGAUGUCUUGCAUAUGACUGAGAUUCAUAUACCUUCAGUGCUAUUUUUCAAACAACACUUUACGUCACUGUCCGGAGGCUUCAUGUAUUCACACACGGGCUUUGAGAUUUCGUGGACAAUUGUGGGAUUCUCGGUUCCGAUCUGGGCUAUAAUAUUGUGCAUGUUCAGAAAUUUCUCGGAAACUGCGAAGUUUGGAAAACUAUUGCGUUAUAUGGUACUGACUUCGUUGGCCUUACUGCUGAUUUGCUUGGCUCGUUUUCUAUUUCUGCCCGGGGCUUUGGACGGUCUCGCUCAUUUUGUAAAACCUCAUGUAGACUCCAUGGUAGAAGGCAGUUUUAUAAUGACGGUUGUGGUUCUUCAGGCCUUUGGGUCUGGUUGGGGAAGCGUAAUGGCUUUGUCCAGUUUUAACAGUUUCAAAACAAACAUUAUGAGUUAUAGUUGGAUAAUUGCCUUUGGACAGACACUCGUCUACAUCCUUUUCGGUAUGGUUAGCUUCAUAUUACAACAUUACUUUCAAGCUAUGAGAGUUGACAGUUUUGAUUUAUAUGUCGAAACUAAUUGGGUUCUGUACUUAUCGAGUGCCAGUGCUUUGGCCACACUGGAAUGGGCCAAUCUCUGGACAAUUCUAUACUACUCAAUGUUGCUAAUUUCUUCGCUAAUUGUGAUGAUCACACAAAUCUUUACCGUGCUUACUAGUCUCUUUGAUGAGUUUGAGUUUCUACGAGAGCAUAAACAAAGGGUCACUUACGGGCUCAUAGGAUUCCUAGCUUUCUGUUCGUUAUGGUUUUGCACGAAUUAUGGUGUUUUAUUCUUCUCGGCCGUAUCAGUAGAUGCGAUUCUAACAUAUAGUGUUAUGCACAUGUUACUGUUACUUGCGGUUCUUUGGAUCUAUGGAAAAGAUCGUUUCCAGCGAGAUAUUGAGUUUAUGCUGGGACAACCUUUUGCCUCAUGGAAGGUCUUCAUAUUGCGCUUUAUAGCUCCAAUAUUUCUGAUCUUUUCUUUGCUGGUUGGAUUGUUUUUAUCAUUUACGGAACAUGUAUAUCGAUCGACUCUUGUGUUUUACAUAAGUCUUUUUCUGGUGAUAAUCCCACUGUUAUUUAUUCCUGGCUAUGGAAUUUAUAUAACUUAUCAAAAUACUGGACGACUUUGCAAUCGCUUUCGGCGGGCUUGUCGACCAACCGAUUGGUAUCCCCAGAAAACGGAAGAUCGACAGCAAUAUGAGGAUGUUGUUGGCAACUCUGAUAUGACUCAUCAGUUGUAUGAAGUAACCGAGGAAGAUAAUUGAUGUUAUAAAAAUCACAUUGCAUUAUUUACUGCAAAUAUUUUAUUUGUUAAUGUGAGAUUUUAAAAAUAAUUUAAAAAAAAUUAUUAUGUUAAA